GUGAUUGGGCUCUAUAUUCCAUCAGUUUCUUGUCAUUGGAUAUAUCACGUGAUCGUACCAUCUUAGCCCUGCUGCGGCUAAUGUUUUUCCAGGCAAGGCACCUCCGCGCGAACAAGCUUGUUCCUCUCAAUAGCUUCCUCAGCUGCUCUUUUCAUAAUUCUUUUAUUUUCAUAACAUGGCUUGAUUUAAUUGACUUAGUCGCUCAUUUACCUCGCAUUCUGGUCUUCGGUUCUGCGAGACUGUUUUAUUGUCGCGCUUGGAAAAUCGUGGUGACUAUCCGUUGUACAGUGUUGGAAAACAGUUUCCAUCAUGUCGUUAUUCGGCGCUCAACCUCAGCAACAAUCCGGUGGCCUUUUUGCCAAUAGCACCGCAAAUAAGACGCCAAGUCUAUUUGGAAACACGCAGCAGCAGUCGACAGGGAGCUCUCUAUUCGGUAAUACGCAGCAGAAUAAACCCGCGACAGGGCAGAGUCUAUUUGGAUCGUCUGCGAACCAGCCUCAACAACAGACUUCAGGAGGCUUGUUUGGAUCGACACAAACACAGAAUCAACCCACGGGACUGUUUGGAGGUCAGCAGACGCAGACACAGACACAGACACAAAACCAGCCUCAGUCAGGUGGUCUCUUUGGCUCGACUGCUCAGCAGAAGCCUGCAGGAAGUUUGUUUGGAGGUCCUGCACAGCAACCCCAGCAACCCCAACAACCCCAACAGACAGGUACUAGCUUUUUCGGCGCAACAAACAAUGCACUGCAGCAGCAGCAACAACAACAACAACAACAGCCACAGCAACAACAGUCGCUGUUCGGCGGAGGAUCUCUAUUUGCGAACCAGCAGCAACAAACCCAACAACAGCCCCAACCGCAACCACAAUUAGGGCAGACAAUGAACCAGCCACAAUUGGGAUCCUCGCUUUGGUCCCCAGGCCGUGCGGUUACUGGGGUACACCGAACGGUGCCAGCGCAAAUGGAGAUAAUCAGGGACAAGUGGGACCCUACAAACCAGACAUCACCUUUUCGUACAUAUUUGUAUAACUUUGUGGGAGAGGAUCAAGCACCAUUUUACCAGCCCAGCAUUCAAGACGACGUGACCAAAUGGGAGGAAGCGCUGAAGUCACGGCCUGAGCCAGGUUAUGUUCCAGUUCUUGUGAAAGGAUUUUGGGAACUUGGGAAACGUGCUCAAAGGCAAAAGGACUUCCUCAGUAUCAUGCAGACUCGCCUGCACGAAAUCAAUCAAUGUCUCACUGACCUGUUAUCUCGCCAUGACCUCAAAAUCUCGGUAAAAAUUGCUGACUGUCGGAGAAAACAUGUUAUAUUGAGUCAACGCUGUUUAUCGCUUGCUGCAAAGACCCAAGUCCUUCGAAAUCGUGGUUACGCUAUGGAUGACGCAGAAGAAGAACUUAAAAAGAAACUGGUUCAGUUGGAAAGAGGCAUUUUUGAUCCAUCAAUAACCGGACGUGCUGAAGAAAUUUGGGCAAGAAUGCUUGCCAUUCGUGAACACUCUAAGCGGCUUGCUGCCGAAAUUGAGCGAGCUGGUUCUAAUGCUGCGAACGAUGUUGAGGAAUCGCUUGAUGAAAAUGUGAUCAAAACUGCGAAAAAGAUUCUCGAAGACUACGCUUCUCAAAUCCAGCACCUACAGAAGGAGCUGGUGUCCAUAAACAAGGAAUUAGACGAAGCCCAGAAAGCCGUGGGUGCAAAUGUCCACUAGAGUUGUUAACGCAGAGCAUAUUAUUUGCGCUUCUUAAUGCAACUUGGGUUACUUUUCUUGAUAUUACUUGACUUCUUUUCUUCGCAUGGGGUUGAUGCGACAGCAACUUUUCUGCACAAGUCAUUUUAAUCAAGGUGGGAUAAAGAUUAGGCGUUGAGCGUUCUUCUUAGUAGUUAGUCGGGUUGGGAGUCAAAAAUG
Talaromyces proteolyticus is the source of this 1902-nucleotide messenger RNA. RefSeq names its product putative nucleoporin. Gene Ontology annotation, cellular component: nuclear pore central transport channel; nuclear pore. The transcript is spliced from 3 exons. Lineage: Eukaryota; Fungi; Ascomycota; Eurotiomycetes; Eurotiales; Trichocomaceae. The record is from RefSeq and is a predicted model, not a curated record. Gene Ontology annotation, molecular function: structural constituent of nuclear pore. The coding region runs from base 310 to 1704 and encodes 464 amino acids. Gene Ontology annotation, biological process: protein localization to nuclear inner membrane; NLS-bearing protein import into nucleus; nuclear pore organization.